AUGGCAGAAAAGUACCAGCAGCAAGCGCAAGGGUACCCCCUAGCACCAGCCUCAAUAGUACCAAGAAGUGAUGAAGAAUACGGCAACAAUUACCAAUCCGCCGAGCAAAUCAAGAAGAAGAAGCGUAUGAAAUGCUUCGCCUACAUUGCCGCCUUCGCCGUCUUCCAAACCAUAAUCAUCCUCGUCUUCGCCCUCACCGUUAUGCGUGUCAAGAGCCCCAAGGUCCGGCUAGGGGACGUGGCCGUGACCAACGAUGGGAACGGGAACGUUAGGUUCACCGCACGUGUUUUGAUCAAGAACACCAACUUUGGACGUUACAACUACGAUGGUAGCAUAGCUACCAUCAGGGCAGGGGACAACGUCGUCGGGCAGUUCGUGAUCCCUGACUCACGGGCCAGGGCACGGUCUACUAAGAAGAUUUAUGUCAUCGCGGAUUUGACUAAUGUUUCGGGUACAAAUUCGGGACCGUUGGCUUUGAGCGUCGACACGGCCAUGAGGGGUAAGGUGGAGUUGAUGAAGGUGAUCAAGAGGAAGAAGUCGGCUGAGAUGAAUUGUAGCAUGACUGUUAACUUGUCUACAAAUGCUGUGCAGGAGUUGAGGUGCAAGUGA
Sesamum indicum (sesame) is the source of this 609-nucleotide messenger RNA. RefSeq names its product late embryogenesis abundant protein At1g64065. The record is from RefSeq and is a predicted model, not a curated record. NCBI's taxonomy places the organism in Eukaryota, Viridiplantae, Streptophyta, Magnoliopsida, Lamiales, Pedaliaceae.